GUCUUUCUCAGUAUCUUUUACCUCGUCUACAUCUACUAAACUCUGUUUUGGCACUCCGUCUUUCUCUUCUUAAAUUUAAUUCCCAGCUGUUUUCAAUUUCAAUCUCAUCAUCAAUCUCUUAAACUUCUCCAUUUGCAAUAAUUUAGCAGCACAGAGGAGAGGUCUCUCUUUAGUCCUUAACCUCCUCGCCGGCGCGUGGUUUCCAGAUGUUGAGAAAAUCAAACUCCUCCCAUGAGCUUGUUACAACCUUUUUAUUCGUUGCUACUUUUUGUUUGGCUUCGUUUUCACUCGCUCAACAACAACUACAAUUCUCUGAGUCGGAUCGAUUCGAUGCCGACGCGGACGCCGGAAACGGCACCGUUUCAAAUGUUUCUUCCGUUACUAAACCGAAGGAAGGUUCCUUUGCUGCUAUCAUCGAUCGUGCUCUGGAGAAGGAGUUCAAUGAGAGCGAACAAAACGAAGUUAGUGACGACGCUGCAAGUUUCAACAACAGUGUAGCGGAACAGCAGGCUGUUUUGGAAACUGUUGCUAGAGUUAAGACGAAGAAAAAUGAUACAAAAGAGGAAAAAUCAUUUCAACUCCAUGACGUUUUUAAUCUAGAGAAUGAUAAUAGAGCUGAAGAUACACCGACGUUGAUAGAUCGAAAGGACAAUGUCUUCAUCAUAUCUAAUUUUAAAUCAAAAUACCCAGUGUUACAACUGGACUUGAGACUGAUAUCAGAUUUGGUAGUUGUCAUCGUUUCUGCAACUUGUGGUGGCAUUGCAUUUGCUUGUGCUGGACAACCGGUGAUUACUGGAUAUUUGUUGGCAGGAUCUCUUAUUGGACCUGGAGGCUUUAACUUUGUCAGUGAAAUGGUGCAAGUUGAAACAGUAGCUCAGUUUGGUGUGAUUUUUCUUCUUUUUGCAUUGGGCCUGGAGUUCUCUGUUGCGAAGCUUCGAGUUGUUCGAGUAGUUGCCGUUGUAGGAGGGCUACUGCAGAUAGUUCUAUUUAUGUGCCUCUGUGGAAUUACAGCCUCAUUAUGUGGUGGUAGACUCCCAGAGGGUGUAUUUGUUGGUGUAUUCCUUUCAAUGUCUUCAACAGCAGUGGUACUUAAAUUUUUGAUGGAGAAGAAUUCUAACAAUAUGCUUCAUGGCCAAGUCAUCAUUGGCACACUUAUCCUGCAAGAUUGUGCUGUGGGAUUACUAUUUGCGUUGCUUCCAGUUCUUGUUGGAACUUCCGGUAUUCUUCAAGGAGUAAUGUCCAUGACUAAAUUGUUGGUCACAUUGGCUGCCUUUUUGGCUGUUUUGUCAAUAUUGUCUCGUACUUGCCUGCCUUGGUUGCUUAAACUGAUGAUAAGCCUUUCAUCACAGACCGAUGAACUCUAUCAAUUGACAUCUGUGGCGUUCUGCUUACUUGUGGCCUGGUGUAGUGACAAGCUGGGGCUGAGCUUAGAAUUGGGUUCAUUUGCUGCUGGAGUGAUGUUAUCAACAACUGAUCUUGCCCAACACACACUUGAACAAAUCGAACCCAUUCGGAAUUUUUUCGCUGCACUGUUCCUGGCUAGCAUAGGGAUGCUGAUCAAUGUCCAGUUUCUCUGGAACCAUGUUGAUAUCUUACUUGCAUCUGUUAUUCUGGUUAUCACCGUAAAAACAAUAAUAAUUGCCUUGGUUGUCAAGGGUUUCGGUUACAACAACAAGACUUCACUGCUUGUUGGAAUGUCCCUGGCACAGAUAGGAGAAUUCGCUUUCGUUCUUCUCAGCCGUGCUACAAAUAUCCAUCUCGUUGAGGGUAAACUGUACCUGCUACUUCUUGGGACAACAGCACUUAGCCUGGUGACAACUCCUCUGCUGUUUAAGCUAAUCCCUGCCAUACUUCAUCUCGGGGUGCUCUUACGGUGGUUCUCCCCCGAGAGAGAAAGCUCGAUCGAGCUUGGGAUUAAAGGAGAGAACCUCCGUUCAGACAGCCUCCGUUCAGACAGCGGAAAGCAUCGCUUUACGUUGAUGGCCGAAGAACCCCAUGAUUCAUGAUUAUUAACGUGCAAGUAAAACUAAUUGAGAAGAAAAAUCUCCAUUACGAACUUGAUCGACCGUGUUUUGUCACGUUGCAGAUGAAGUUUACCGAAUGGUCUCGUGCAACAAAGUCCGCUUUUUAUUUUUCAUUUUUGGUUUACUAACCCUAUUAUAUUUGAUUAACAUUGAAUUGAGCCUCCUAAAAGCAAGCCAACAGCACGAGGUAACUCUUAACUGUUGAACUAAUGUCUUGUAAUCAUUCAUUUUUUUUAUCUUAAACUCGGUAUUGUUUCAA
Messenger RNA from Hibiscus syriacus, 2283 nucleotides. Its product is annotated as K(+) efflux antiporter 6-like. The transcript has 20 exons. Gene Ontology annotation, molecular function: potassium:proton antiporter activity. Bases 207 to 2006 code for a protein of 599 amino acids. Gene Ontology annotation, cellular component: membrane. The record is from RefSeq and is a predicted model, not a curated record. Gene Ontology annotation, biological process: potassium ion transmembrane transport; proton transmembrane transport. NCBI's taxonomy places the organism in Eukaryota, Viridiplantae, Streptophyta, Magnoliopsida, Malvales, Malvaceae.